GGAUUUCCCCGGAAGUGACGUGGCCACUCGGGAGAGCAAGACGAAGAAACACGUAUCCGAGAGACUCAGGCGUCUUUGGCACCUGGGUGAACGCCCUCAAUCAAGGCGUUUGGAACAAAACUCAGCAAGUUCAUUUCGUGGCGAAAACGCCAUCGGAAACCAUAUUGCCUGCACAAUGGUGCGUGCAGCGCUGGUGACUGCCACCAGUCUGGCUCUGACUGGCGCUGUGAUUGCCCAUGCCUACUUUCUCAAACAUCAGUUCUACCCCACUGUGGUCUACCUCACCAAGAGUAGCCCCAGUAUGGCAGUGUUGUACAUCCAGGCGUUUGUGUUGGUGUUCCUGUUGGGAAAGUUCAUGCGUAAAGUCUUCUUCGGGCAGCUGAGAGCUGCAGAGAUGGAGCAUCUGAUAGAGCGAUCCUGGUAUGCUGUCACAGAGACGUGUCUGGCCUUUACUGUGUUCAGGGAUGACUUCUCUCCCCGCUUCGUAGGCCUCUUCACCCUGCUGCUCUUCAUCAAGUGCUUCCACUGGCUGGCUGAGGACAGGGUGGACUUUAUGGAGAGAAGUCCUAAUAUAUCCUGGGUCUUCCACUUCAGGGUGUUCUCUCUGAUGUUGUUGCUGGGAGUCCUGGACUUCCUGUUUGUCAACCAUGCCUGUCGCAGUAUCAUCACACGAGGGGCCUCUGUCCAGCUGGUCUUUGGAUUUGAGUAUGCCAUCCUGAUGACAAUGGUGCUCACCACCUUCAUCAAGUACACCCUCCACACUGUCGACCUCCAGAGUGACAACCCCUGGGACAACAAAGCAGUCUACAUGCUCUACACCGAGCUCUUCACUGGUUUCAUCAAGGUCCUCCUGUACAUGGCGUUCAUGACCAUCAUGAUAAAGGUGCACACCUUCCCUCUAUUCGCCAUCCGGCCCAUGUACCUGGCUAUGAGGCAGUUCAAGAAAGCUGUUACGGAUGCAAUAAUGUCACGGCGAGCUAUCCGCAACAUGAAUACACUUUACCCAGAUGCCACUCCUGAAGAUCUGCUGGCUUCAGACAACGUGUGUAUCAUCUGUCGUGAAGAGAUGGUGGCUGGAGCCAAGAAACUUCCCUGCAACCAUAUCUUCCACUCAAGUUGCCUUCGCUCCUGGUUCCAGAGACAGCAGACGUGUCCUACAUGUCGUAUGGAUGUCCUCCGGGCCUCUAACCCCAACCAGCCUCCCGCCCCAGCGCCUGCCCAGCCUCCUGCCCAGGCAGCACCUGUCAACGCCCCUGUCCCUGGUCCACCUGGGAACGUUGGCCCUGGAAUGAUGCCCCACUUCCCCCCAGGGCUGUUUCCUUUCUGGGGGCCCUUCCCUGGAGCGGCCCCCCCUGCUGGUGCUGCUGGCGCCCCAGGGGCCACAGAGACCCCAGGGGCCACAGAGGCAGCUCAGACUCAGGGAGCUGGCACCACUGGGGCCAGUACAGUCGGUGCUGCUCCUGCUCCAGGAGGCCCUAUGCCUGGGUUCCCCUUCCACUCCUUCCCACCCCCACCGUUCCCCUCAGCUCCGUGGCUGACUAUGCCACCACCACCUCCACCGUUUGUGUCAUCCAUGCCCCCUCCUCCCCCGGCCCUGUCCACCAUGUCAGAGGCUGAGCUGAGGGAGCUGGAGCAGCAGGGCCGUAGAGGCCUGGAGGCCAGACUGCAGUGUCUCCACAACAUCCACACUCUACUGGACGCUGCCAUGCUCAACAUCGACCAAUACCUCACUACCGUCGCCACACUCAUUCCUCCUCAGUCAGAAACCAGCAGCGUGGCUGGAGAGGCCAGCGGAUCAUCUCCUCCCUCCACUAGUGCAGAAACCCAGGAGAACCAGGAGAACGACUCUCAGAGCAGUACAGCCGCUGAACCUGAAGCUGUGAAUGGGGCCACAGGUUUCUCCCAGCCAGACUCUACCACGUUGGGCGACAGUGAAGACCAGGGGGAUGGAGAGGAAGUCGGGGAAGACGGAGAGCCCAACCCUUCAGAGCUGAGGCGCCGUCGUCUCCGCAAACUCGAGACCACACCCCCUCCUCCUGACCACUAAAACAUGCCAACUGGUGCAUUCUGGGAACUGACUUAAUCAAUCAAUACAUUUGAUGACCAAUUAAUAAUUAUAGCUGUAUUUUAUUUCUCUCCUUUCUCUUCCUGACUCUGUGUUUUGUGUUGUUUGAACUCAGACAGCCAAGAGAGAGGAGGAAGGACCAACUUGUUGUUCCACAACUUUUUUGUUGUUGUUGGAACACAUAAAAGUAAGAUUAGAAAAAGAAAAUACUGCCUGACAUCUUAUGAUCCAUAUGCAGGUUUUGCCCCCCCCCCUCCCGUUUACCCAAUACUGAGGAGUCAUAUUCAACACACAGACCGGACUUCUUCAAAUACACACCUGUCCUGAGACUGGACUUCUUCAAAUACACACCUGGCCUGAGACCAGACUUCUUCAAAUACACACCUGGCCUGAGACCAGACUUCUUCAAAUACACACCUGUCCUGAGACUGGACUUCUUCAAAUACACACCUGUCCUGAGACCGGACUUCUUCAAAUACACACCUGGCCUGAGACUGGACUUCUUCAAAUACACACCUGGCCUGAGACUGGACUUCUUCAAAUACACACCUGGCCUGAGACUGGACUUCUUCAAAUACACACCUGGCCUGAGACUGGACUUCUUCAAAUACACACCUGGCCUGAGACCGGACUUCUUCAAAUACACACCUGGCCUGAGACCGGACUUCUUCAAAUACACACCUGGCCUGAGACCGGACUUCUUCAAAUACACACCUGGCCUGAGUUCUUGUUCAGUGACGACAAAGUGAACAGUGUUUCUAAAUCUCAGGUCACUGGUACUUGUCCUUCCGACUGUGAAAGGUUACUUCUUCUUCUUCUUUCCCCCGUGACUAUAAAAUUGAUCCUCCUUAUUGUCCAGCUUGUCAGACCGUGUUACAGGGAGGUCUGACCCAUUGACUUAAAGGAAGCAAUGUUAAAUUUCAAUCUGGCUUUGUCUGUAAUGGUACCCUAUUCCCUAUGUAGUGCAUAGGUGUCUGGUCCAAGUAGUGCACUUCCUAGGGAAUAGGUUGUAGCCAUAUAGCGUCCCGAGUGAUGGACGACUUAAUACCCUCUCUGGGAUAUCAAGAUUUUGCUGCAGGCGUGAGCAUUAUAACUUAAUAAGAAAUUGGGUUGAUUUAACCUGUACAUACUGUAAAAAAAAUUGUUUUACUAGGGAUGACCUGUACAUACUGCAGAAUAAACCAUUGAAAUGUAA
Molecule: messenger RNA, 3260 nt
Organism: Oncorhynchus nerka (sockeye salmon)
Lineage: Eukaryota; Metazoa; Chordata; Actinopteri; Salmoniformes; Salmonidae
Gene: syvn1
Product: synovial apoptosis inhibitor 1, synoviolin
Exons: 17
Coding region: 176-2047 (623 amino acids)
Source: RefSeq, a predicted model, not a curated record